Molecule: messenger RNA, 4634 nt
Organism: Lampris incognitus (smalleye Pacific opah)
Lineage: Eukaryota; Metazoa; Chordata; Actinopteri; Lampriformes; Lampridae
Gene: abcc6a
Product: ATP-binding cassette, sub-family C (CFTR/MRP), member 6a
Exons: 31
Coding region: 1-4533 (1510 amino acids)
Biological process (GO): transmembrane transport
Cellular component (GO): membrane
Molecular function (GO): ATP binding; ATP hydrolysis activity; ABC-type transporter activity
Source: RefSeq, a predicted model, not a curated record
AUGGAUGCCUUUUGCAGACUCAGUGGCCUUGACCCGCUGUGGGACUGGAACCGUACCUGGUACACAGCCAACCCUGACCUGACCCAGUGCUUCCAGAACACAGUACUGGUUUGGGUCCCAUGUAUCUAUCUCUGGUUGCUGGCCCCCUUCUAUGGUCUCCACCUCUACUGCCAUGACCAUGGACGCAUUCGAAUCUCCUGCCUCUGCACCGCCAAAAUGGUUCUGGGUUUCCUGCUGGCAUCCUUUGGCUUUGUGGAGUUCUUCUACAUCUUGCUAGAGAGGAGCCAGGAGAUCCAGCAUCACAUUGUCUUCCUACUCAGCCCCAUCAUACGAAGCAUGACUGUGAUCCUGGCCCUAUGUAUCAUCCAGCUGGAGAGGAUACGAGGCUGUCGUUCCUCUGUGUUCCUCUUCCUGUUCUGGGUUCUAGCCGUUGUCUGCUCCCUGGUUCCUCUCAGAGCUAAGAUCCAGUUGGCCAUGGAUGAGGGUAUCGCCUCUGACAUUGUGAGAUACCUGGCGUUUUUCUCCUACUUCACCCUCCAACUGGCCCAGCUCUUCCUGUGCUGUUUUGCUGACCAGCCUCCGGAGGGGAAAACAGUCUUCGAAAAGAAUCCCUGUCCAGUGAAAAAUGCCUCUUUCCUGUCAAAGAUUCUCUUCUGGUGGUUCACUGGACUUGUUGUGAAAGGAUAUCGUACCCCUCUGGAGGCCGAGGACCUGUGGACCCUUAGAGAAGAAGACACCUCAGACAAAAUCAUCUCAGACCUGGAAAACGAGUGGACAGCUGAAUGUGUUAAAAUUCAAAAGCAGGAGAAGGCCUUGGCAUCAAGCGUGGCUCUCGGUAGCAGAUUGCCAGAUCAAGCUCAGCUUCUCAGGAAGCUUCGGAAGGAGCAGUGCUCUGGGUUUUUUCUGCUCUACACACUGGCACGCAAGUUUGGUCCUUACUUUCUCACCGGCACCCUGUGUAUCAUAUUCCAUGAUGCUUUCAUGUUCGCCAUUCCUCAGGUGCUAAGUCUGCUGUUGGGCUUCAUGAGGGACGAGGAUGCCCCACUUUGGAAGGGCUAUUUCUACGCCACCCUCAUGUUCCUGCUCUCCUGUCUCCAGUCCCUUUUCAAUCACCAGUACAUGUACACCUGCUUCACUGUGGGCAUGAGGGUGAAAACAGCUGUUAUGGGUCUAGUUUACAGGAAGUCUUUGGUGAUAAACAGUGCUGCCAGGAGGACUUGCACUGUGGGAGAGAUAGUGAACCUCGUCUCAGCAGACACCCAGAAGCUAAUGGACUUUGUGGUGUACUUCAAUGCUGUCUGGCUCGCCCCCAUCGAGAUUGGACUUUGUCUCUUCUUCCUCUGGCAGCAUCUUGGCCCAUCUGCGCUGGCAGGAAUUGCCACCGUUAUCCUCAUCUUCCCUCUGAAUGGAUUCAUAGCCAAAAAAAGGAGCAAGCUGCAGGAAGUCCAAAUGAAGUUUAUGGAUGGCCGCAUCAAAUUGAUGAAUGAAAUCCUAAGUGGCAUCAAAAUCCUUAAGUUCUAUGCCUGGGAGAAGGCCUUCCUGGAGCAGGUUUUAGGCUACAGAGAAAAGGAGCUCCAAGCCCUGAAGAAGUCCCAGAUCCUCUAUUCAAUCUCCAUUGCCUCUUUCAAUUCUUCUUCUUUCCUGAUUGCUUUUUCUAUGUUUGGAGUCUAUGUGAUGAUCGAUGACAGAAAUGUUCUGGAUGCACAGAAGGUUUUUGUGUCUAUGGCAUUGAUCAACAUUUUGAAGACUCCACUCAGUCAGCUUCCAUUUGCCAUUAGCACCUCCAUGCAGGCCAUUGUUUCACUGAAACGUCUAGGAAAAUACCUGUGUUCAGAGGAACUGAAAGUGGAUAGUGUCACAAAGGCACCUCUAAAUUCAGACGGAGAAGAUGUAAUGAUAGACAAUGGCAGCUUCAGUUGGUCCGCAGAGGGUCCUCCAUGUCUCAAAAGGAUCAAUGUCCGGGUGCCAAGGGGUUCGCUAGUCGCUGUGGUUGGGCAUGUGGGUAGUGGAAAGUCUUCCUUGCUCUCUGCUGUGCUGGGAGAGACUGAGAAGAGGACUGGCAGUGUCACAGUGAAGGGCUCAAUGGCAUAUGUGCCCCAGCAGGCCUGGAUCCAGAAUGCAACAGUCCAGGACAACAUUGUGUUUGGCCGGGACAAGCUGAAGAUGUGGUACCAGCGGGUGCUGGAGGCCUGUGCGCUGCUGCCUGACCUGGAUAUCCUACCCGCUGGAGACACCACAGAGAUUGGGGAGAAGGGACUCAAUCUCUCAGGAGGGCAGAAGCAGAGAGUGAGUCUGGCCAGGGCGGUCUACAGAAAGGCAGAUGUCUACCUGCUUGAUGAUCCACUGUCUGCAGUAGAUGCACAUGUCGGUCAACACAUCUUCGACAAAGUCAUUGGCCCGAAAGGAGUGCUUAGAGACAAGACCCGCAUCCUGGUGACCCAUGGCACGAGUUUCCUGCCGCAAGCCGAUCUCAUCCUUGUAUUGGCUGAUGGAGAAAUCACAGAGAGCGGCUCCUACCAGGAGCUCCUCAGUCGCCAUGGGGCCUUUGCUGAUUUUAUUCAUACCUUUGCCAGCACCGAGCGUAAAGAGAGUGCCAUUCAGAGAGCCGGUUCCAGGAAGUCCAAUGCUCGGCUAAGCAUGGUCGAUUUUAUGCCAUUUUCCAGAGACCUAUCACAGGAGCAGCUCAUUGGGGGUGAUACCACCAAUACCAACCUGCAGAAUAUGGAGCCUGUGUCUGAAACCGAGCAGGAACAGGUAUCAGAAGAUUUGGGGAAGCUGACUGAGGUUGACAAAGCCCGAACUGGAAGAGUGAGGUUGGAGAUGUACAUGGAAUACUUCAAGACCAUUGGCUUGGCCUUGAUCAUUCCCACCAUCUUCCUGUAUGCCUUUCAGCAGGGAGCAUCACUGACAUAUAACUACUGGCUCAGUCUGUGGGCUGAUGACCCCAUUGUUAACGGCACCCAAAUCGAUACAGACAUGAAGCUGACCGUCUUUGGGGCACUGGGCUUUGCACAAGGCAUAGCCAUUUUUGGUACAACAGUUGCAAUCUCAAUUGGUGGUAUCAUAGCCUCCCGCCACCUGCACAUUGAUCUGCUGAACAACGUGCUUCAUUCUCCCAUGUCCUUCUUUGAGUGCACGCCCAGCGGCAACCUGCUCAACCGUUUUGCUAAGGAGAUAGAUGCUAUCGACUGCAUGAUCCCCGAUGGCUUGAAGAUGAUGCUGAGCUAUGUCUUCAAGCUCAUGGAAGUCUGUAUAAUCGUGAUGAUGGCGACACCCUUUGCAGCCGUGCUUAUCCUGCCUCUUGCUUUCCUCUACGCCGGUGUUCAGAGCUUCUAUGUUGCCACAUCCUGUCAGCUGCGGAGGCUGGAAGCUGUAAGUCGCUCACCCAUCUACACUCACUUCAAUGAGACAGUCCAGGGCGCCAGCGUCAUCCGUGCUUUUGGAGAGCAGUCCCGGUUCAUUCUGCAGGCCAACAAGAGGGUCGACUUCAAUCAGACCUCCUAUUUUCCACGGUUUGUGGCCACCAGGUGGCUGGCAGUCAAUCUGGAAUUUGUUGGUAAUGGUGUGGUCUUGGCUGCUGCAAUUCUCUCUGUGAUGGGAAAGGACACCCUGAGCCCAGGCAUAGUUGGUUUGGCUGUGUCACAUUCGCUCCAGGUGACUGGAAUCCUAAGCUGGAUUGUGAGAUCAUGGACGGAUGUAGAAAACAACAUAGUUUCUGUGGAGAGAGUGAAGGAGUACUCUGACACUGCUAAAGAGGGUGCGUGGACCGUUGAGACCAACCCCCUGUCCCUUGCCUGGCCCCAGAGAGGCACCAUUGACUUCCAGGACUACGGUCUGCAGUACCGCAAGGGCUUGGACUUGGCGCUGAAAGGCAUCACACUGCACAUUCAAGAGAGAGAAAAGGUUGGGAUAGUUGGUAGGACAGGAGCAGGGAAGUCCUCACUUGCCCUGGGAAUCUUUAGGAUCUUGGAGGCAGCAAAGGGGAAGAUCUUUAUUGAUGGCGUGGACAUUGCAGACAUUGGUCUCCAUGACCUCCGAUCCCGUAUUACGAUCAUCCCUCAGGACCCUGUUCUCUUCUCAGGUUCCCUACGAAUGAACCUUGACCCAUUUGAUACCUACUCAGAUGAAGAGGUGUGGAAUACAUUGGAGCUUGCUCAUCUCAAGAACUUUGUCUCCAAUCUGCCAGACAAACUUAACCAUGAAUGCUCAGAAGGAGGGGAAAAUCUCAGUUUGGGUCAGCGUCAGCUAGUAUGCUUGGCGAGAGCUCUGCUGAGGAAAACCAAGAUCUUGGUUCUGGACGAGGCCACAGCUGCUGUGGACCUGGAGACAGACACCCUCAUCCAGUCUACAAUCCGCACACAGUUUGAGGACUGUACUGUAUUAACUAUUGCCCACCGCCUUAACACCAUCAUGGACUAUACCAGGGUGAUAGUUAUGGAUAAAGGAAAAAUCUCAGAGAUGGACUCUCCAGCCAACCUCAUCUCACAGAGGGGACAAUUUUACCGCAUGUGCCGGGAAGCCGGGCUGGUCUAGAGCUCCCCAGUCCCUUGUGCCAGUGGAACAAUAGUAUGGUCUAUAGACCCAUCACCUUCCUUCAGUGGCACUCCCGGCACAUGAAAAGGGGCCAAUUUCGA